Messenger RNA from Mycotypha africana, 405 nucleotides. RefSeq lists its product as uncharacterized. Lineage: Eukaryota; Fungi; Mucoromycota; Mucoromycetes; Mucorales; Mycotyphaceae. The transcript has a single exon. The coding region runs from base 85 to 405 and encodes 106 amino acids. The record is from RefSeq and is a predicted model, not a curated record.
CUUCUUUUUCAGAUCAACUGUUGAUGUGUUUAGUUUUCUUUACAUAUGUACAAAGUCUGCUAAUUACACUCAAACAAAUCAAAAAUGCGUUCCACAUUCUUUCUCAUUGUCGUUGUUGCUGCCCUUGUUGCUAUUGCUUCUGCUGCCAAGUUAUCCACAGUAUCUCCCAGCAAAAAACCUCUUAUCAAGACUCUCAGCAAGGUCAGUCUUCCUGCUUCAUCUAGCAAAAGGAUGGCAAUAACCAAGAAGCCCGUCCUUACUUCCACUACCAGAAAACUCACUCCUUGGCAAUCGCAUUCUAAUGAUCCCAAGUGGAGAGCUUCUUAUAAGUACUGCCAUCUAAAUAAUCAUCCUCCCCGUCAUGAUCCUCGCAAGCCUAUUACUACUCGUUCUUGUCCCCUUUAA